Ciona intestinalis (vase tunicate) is the source of this 1281-nucleotide messenger RNA. RefSeq names its product E3 ubiquitin-protein ligase RNF185-like. The record is from RefSeq and is a predicted model, not a curated record. Gene Ontology annotation, molecular function: ubiquitin protein ligase activity; metal ion binding. NCBI's taxonomy places the organism in Eukaryota, Metazoa, Chordata, Ascidiacea, Phlebobranchia, Cionidae. Gene Ontology annotation, biological process: ubiquitin-dependent protein catabolic process. Gene Ontology annotation, cellular component: endoplasmic reticulum.
UGCACAGAUGAUCUAACUUAAGAUAAAAAAUAUUUCACUUUAUAACAAACCUAUGGCUGAAGCUGGAGCAACAGGACAGGCCACACCAGAUUCCGAAUCAAGCAGCGCUUCCCAAUACGAAUGCAACAUUUGCCUCGACACAGCAAGAGAUGCAGUUAUUAGCUACUGUGGCCACCUAUUUUGCUGGCCGUGCUUGAACCAAUGGCUUGAAACGAGACCAAACCGACCAGAAUGUCCGGUUUGUUAAGCAGGGAUUGGAAGAGAUAAAGUCGUCCCACUGUAUGGCCGUGGAAGCUCCUCUACUAGCGACCCUCGUAACAAAGAACUUCCUCCACGCCCACAAGCGCAGCGACCUGAACCAGAGACGCGAUACAACGGUUUCAACGGAAUGAACUUUGGAGACGGAGGAUUUCAAAUGUCAUUCGGCAUCGGUGCUUUUCCAUUCGGCGUAUUUGGAUCUGUGUUUAACGUCGCCGACGGCCGACCACGAGCGCCACCUGCUGGUACUGUGCAAUACGAAGACGAGGAAAUGUUGUCUCGAAUAUUUCUUGGUAUCGCAGUCUUUUUAAUGUUCUGGUUGUUCUUUGCGUAGUUCUUUGUGUUUUAUUCUUCCAUUUUAAUAGUUUGUUGGUAUGAUACAUAUAAUAAUAAUGUUACAACGUAUGAACAAAAUUUGGUUAAGAUAAAUGAUAGCAUUAAACUUUGUAUGUGUUAAAUGUUAUCUUCCAAUGUGGUUAUUGGUCAUAUUAUAAAUGCAGAAACUCAUUUGUGACAAUAGCCGUCUUGGUGUACUAAAUGUUACAAUUAAUGUUAAAUGUACACCAAUGCAAAACUAGGAUGAGUUUGAAACUUUUUCAAAAGUUUGUUAAUUUUUCUCUGUUUUAAGCUUUGCAAAGAUAAUAUCAUCAUAAUUCUAAUUCUUGUUUUGUUUACCCUUUUAAACACUACAAUAACUAUUUAUUUAUCGUCUUUUUACAGAUAUACGGUUUAUAUUUAAUUAUGGUAAACAGGGGCGCCAAACUCUUUAUAAAUCCAUGUGGGCACAUGUUAAACGAAUUUCAUGUAUUUAGUUGUUUUAUGUUUACUGAUUAUUACAUUGUAAAACGUCCUGGGGUAAGCCUGCCCACCCUGCCACCCCAGGUUUGGCGCCUGUUUGUCAAAUAUUCAUAUGUCUGAUGUUUACAGAUUUUAGACCAGGUUCAAAAUUGCAAAAUAAUUUUCCUUUUUAUUUAUUGUGUUUUCUCACAGAACGGACAGAGACUAAUAAAUAAAACAUUUCUA